AUGGAGCGCGAGGGGAGUGGUGGCAGCAGCGGGGGCUCGGCCGGGCUCCUGCAGCAGAUCCUCAGCCUGAACCUCAACUCCACUUCGCUCUGCUCCUUCCCAGAGAUGUGGUACGGGGUGUUCCUGUGGGCACUGGUGUCGUUGCUCUUCUUCCAUGGCCCUGCUGGAUUACUGGCCCUCUUCACCCUCAGACAUCACAAAUAUGGUGCAGCAAUUGCAGGAGUAUACCGAGCAGCAGGGAAGGAAAUGAUACCCUUUGAAGCCUUCACGCUGGGCACGGGACAGAUCUUCUGUGUGGUGGCAGUCUCCUUCCUGUGGAUUUUAGAGACUCUGUAGCAUAUACCGUUUGCUGUGAUGUGGAAACAGUUUCAUAGAGCCCUCA
Messenger RNA from Ochotona curzoniae (black-lipped pika), 382 nucleotides. Its product is annotated as transmembrane protein 170A-like. The transcript has a single exon. Gene Ontology annotation, cellular component: endoplasmic reticulum membrane. Gene Ontology annotation, biological process: endoplasmic reticulum tubular network organization. The record is from RefSeq and is a predicted model, not a curated record. Bases 1 to 336 code for a protein of 111 amino acids. NCBI's taxonomy places the organism in Eukaryota, Metazoa, Chordata, Mammalia, Lagomorpha, Ochotonidae.